This is a messenger RNA of Vespula vulgaris, 1226 nucleotides long. RefSeq names its product odorant receptor 4-like. Lineage: Eukaryota; Metazoa; Arthropoda; Insecta; Hymenoptera; Vespidae. Gene Ontology annotation, cellular component: plasma membrane. The coding region runs from base 229 to 1164 and encodes 311 amino acids. Gene Ontology annotation, biological process: detection of chemical stimulus involved in sensory perception of smell; sensory perception of smell. Gene Ontology annotation, molecular function: olfactory receptor activity; odorant binding. The record is from RefSeq and is a predicted model, not a curated record. The transcript has 7 exons.
AAUAGCAUUGAAGAAAUAGGAGUUGCCAAUGUCCUCAAAUCAUAUAAUUGGAACACACGGCUUCUAAAAUGCGUAGGAGUUUGGCCAUUACAGAUCUAUGAUCCGAUUUUUCUUUUCUUUUUCCUAUAUCUUUCGAUUCAUUGUUCUUUAACAUUCGCACAUUUGAUUUUCUCUCCAAAAACUGUCGACAACGUCGUAUCGAACAUAUCGGAAAAUAUCAUUCUAUCGAUGACUCUUACAAAGAUAACAAUCACUAGAAUCAACAGGGAAUCCUUGGGUAAAUUACUGAUAGAUGUCAAAGAAGAUUCAUUGUCUGAAAAAUACAAAAGUAAGGACGAGAAAGAGAUAUUCUACAAGUAUACUAAAUUACCACCUCGUUUUAUACUAACAGCGGUCAUUUCAAUGACACUUGCAAUAUUGUUAUAUUACGUGAAUGGACUUAAGAUUGGACUUCAAAUUGCGAAGCAAAACAAUUCCAUGGGUUAUCAAUUGCCAUAUAAAGUAUUAGUAAUCAUCGAUUUGAGUGAUAGUAGGAUAUACGCGUUGCUCUGUGUUUAUCAGACAAUGAUCAUACCUUCUAUCGUAUUUGGUUACGUAGGAUUCGAUUGCAUGUUCGUCAACUUGUCCACUCAAAUAGUCGCACAAUUCGCCAUAUUAUCUCACAAGGUGAAAGAAAUAUUAAAUAAUCCUGAAAAUUAUCAUGCGGGUAUGAAGAAACUUGUACUACGACAUUAUCGAUUGAUAAGAUUGGCGGAAAGAUUGGAAAAUAAUUUUAACAUUGUGAUUAUGCAGCAACUAUUAGGUACCACCAUACAUCUUUGUAUUUCCGGUUACCACUUAUUAAUGAGUAAAGAAACAAAAGAUAAUAUAACAUUAGUCAUGUUCAUUUUGUACAGCUUUUGCGUGAUAAGUACACUUUUUAUUUACUGUUUCAUCGGCGAAUGUCUUAUUCAGGAAAGUACCAAUUUUGGUAACGCCAUUUAUAAUUACGAGUGGUAUAACUUACCGGCAACGAACUCGAAAUUUUUACUUAUUUGUAUGAUACGAACAAAAAAGCCGCAAUAUUUAACGUCUGGGAAAUUUGUCGUUUUGUCUUUGACCAUCUUCACAGACAUUGUCAAAAGUUCAAUGGGAUAUUUGUCGGUAUUACGAACAUUUUUAUGAAUAGGACGAAAGUAAAAUGGAUUAAGUAGUAAAAAUUUUUAUUUUCUUUUUUUUAUAUCGAC